Messenger RNA from Ixodes scapularis (black-legged tick), 1602 nucleotides. RefSeq names its product P protein. Gene Ontology annotation, cellular component: membrane. Gene Ontology annotation, biological process: transmembrane transport. The transcript has 13 exons. NCBI's taxonomy places the organism in Eukaryota, Metazoa, Arthropoda, Arachnida, Ixodida, Ixodidae. Bases 37 to 1602 code for a protein of 521 amino acids. The record is from RefSeq and is a predicted model, not a curated record.
AUCGAAGUGGAGGGUCCACCGGGCUCCAACUACUCGAUGCAGGUGCAGGUAACCCCGAAGCAGGAGGAGUUUGGAAUCAGCAUCCCGCUGGCCUUCGUCGUCUUGGGCGUGCUUUACAUCCUCAUUGGAUUUGAGCUCGUUCACCGGACCCUGGCAGCUCUGAUCGGAGCAACGCUGGCGGUGGCGUUCCUGUCCAUCGUUGGCGAGCGUCCGAGCUUGGAGCGGGUAGUUUCCUGGCUCGACGUGGAGACGCUCUGCCUUCUCUUCGGCAUGAUGGUCCUGGUGGGAAUCCUCUGCGAGACCGGAUUCUUCGACUACGCGGCAGUCUUGGCGUACCGACUGUCCCGAGGCCGUGUGUGGCCCAUGAUCAGCAUGCUGUGCCUCUUCGCGGCAGUGAUCUCCGCGUUUCUGGACAACGUCACCACCAUCCUUCUCAUGACGCCAGUCACUAUCAAGCUGUGCGAGGUGAUGGGUCUGGACCCUAAGCAAGUGCUCAUCAUUCUGGUGCUCUACUCCAACAUCGGGGGCGCCGCCACGCCCGUUGGAGAUCCGCCCAACGUCAUCAUAAUCUCGAACCACAGGGUCAAGGCACUGGGUAUCAACUUCACAGGCUUCACGCUCCACAUGCUGCCCGGCAUCAUCCUCUGCGCCAUGGGAGCCUUCGCCUUCCUGCGCUUUUACUUCCGGGAUCCGAGAACGCUCCGCCUUAACACCACCGAAGCCGUGGAGAUCGAGCACGAGAUCGACGUGUGGCGAAAGGCGGUACACUCACUGGCCGAGUACUCGAGAGACGAGAGCCACGUCAAAGACAUCCUCUCCAAGAAGGUCCGCAAGCUGGUACGGCAGCAGAGCAAGAAGUCGCACUACGUCAGGUGGGAAACCUGCCAGUCGAUGGACUUCCGCGAGAACCUGCGCACUCUGAGCGACAAGUACAAGAUCCGCAAAUGGUCGCUGCUCAUCAAGUCCGGCCUGGUGCUGCUCGUGGUCAUAUUGCUCUUCUUCAUGCAGAGCAUUCCCAACGUGCACCUAAGCCUGGGGUGGAUCGCCAUCCUAGGCGCCGUGACGCUGAUGAUCCUGGCCGACCUGUCUGAGCUGGAGGGGGUCAUUGCUCGGGUGGAAUGGACCACGCUCAUCUUCUUCGGCGCCCUCUUCGUGGUCAUGGAGGCUCUGUCAGAGUUGAAGCUGCUGCUUUUCGUCGGCCACGUGACGGAAAGCUGGAUCCGUGGCGUGUGCCAGGAGUCCCGGCUGAUCGUGUCCAUCCUGAUCGUCACAUGGGUGUCCUCCGUUGUCUCCUCAUUCGUCGACAACAUCCCCUUCACCACCGUCAUGAUCAAGGUGGUGACUGGACUUGGCGAAAGUGACCUGGGCCUGCGGCUGAUUCCGUUGGUGUACUCCCUGGCCUUCGGUUCCUGCCUGGGCGGCAAUGGAACCCUGAUCGGAGCUUCUGCCAACGUGGUAUGUGCCGGAGUGGCCGAGCAGCACGGGUACAAGUUCAGCUUUGUGCAGUUUCUGCGGAUUGGAUUUCCGGUCAUGGUGCUGACAACGGCCAUUUCAACUGGGUGGCUGCUACUCUGCCACGUUGUCAUGCAGUGGGACUCCUGA